GUCAAGUGAAUUUUUCCGCCUCAGGAGACCUCUUCUCUCUUCUCUCAUUUGUUAUCUUUUUUUAAAUAAAUCUGUACUUCUGUAUAUAAACAUCUUCCUAUCGUGUCUCCCCCCACUCGACAAACACUUGUAUCAUUCACCGCCCAUUACACAAAAAGUCCAUCAAAAAGUAAAAACACAUCUGUUAAGCUCCAAGUUCGAAUUCAAUACACAACAAGCACGACGUGCGUUAUACGCGUGUGCCGAUCCUCCUACACCAACAUACAUACGCUUACACGUACCUUAUACCGCCCCCUCCCGGACUCCAUUACUUAACUAUUUCUUCUACCCCUCACCUUGCCCUGCCCUUGCUCUAUCGACUGCUUCACUUUUCUCCUUCGUCAAUGUCCACCGCCACCAUCAACCCCGCUCCGCUGCAGACCGCACCGUGGACCUCCCCCACGCAGGCACCACACCUCGCCUCCCAUCAGUCACCCCCGGCCGUUCCACCGUCCCCGGCCUUUCCCCUGCGUGAUGAGGAAGGCGUCACGUACGUCGGCGAUGCCGCCGGGACUGUGCAUUAUCACUUUUACUUCCCCAAAGCAAGCUUUGUCUCCGUCGUGCCAUCGAGCACCACAACGCUGGAGGGCGACGUCGACGAAGCCCGCACCACCGUCCACCCCGCCGUAGCCCUGAAGAAACAAAUGGGAGGCGCUUGGUGGGGAGAGGCGGCCUAUUCUGUUGGUCUGCACAAGGUGUUUCUUCUCGUCGACGGUCGCGCCGUGCUCACCCCGCACCUCCCUGUCACCUGCGAGCGCAACGAGGAGCUCGUCAAUUACAUCGAUGUCCCGCCGCCUGACGAGUCGAACAACUACUACUUGAUGCGACCGCGCACGGAGCACGGCAGCGUGGCACAGGAGUACAUCACCUCUUACACCACAGACACGGUGGAGGAGGUGCUCGUCUACCUGCCGCCCUCCUACCACAAACCCAGCAGUGCGACGCGGCGGUAUCCGGUGCUAUACCUUCUCCACGACGACAGGAAUCACGGCAUGGGCAGUCUGCAGCAUGGCAAGGUGAACAUCAUCGCCGACAACCUCAUCGCGGACGGCAAGAUGACGGACAUGAUCAUCGUGAUGAAGAACAACGCCAACGGGCUCUACGCUGACCCCUUAACCCACGACAUCACGCAAAUGUGUGACGACUUGACGGAGGACAUCAUCCCCUACAUCGACAACCGCUACCGCACCCUCGCAGACCGCGAUCACCGCGCCAUCGCCGGCCUCUCCAUGGGCUCCAUGCACGCCAGCCGCCUCAGCAUCACCCGCCCCGAUCUGUUCGCGUACGCCGGCAUCUUCUCCGGCUUCAUGCGCACCCUCUGGAGCGACAUCAGUACCAACGACGAUCACAUGGAUGUGCUCCGCCGCGAUCCCGCUGCCUACCAGAGCGCCAUGAAGGUGCUCUUCCGUUGCAUUGGCGACGAAGACGAGUUCAUCUCCCGCUUCGAGGAAGACGACGCGAUACUGGCGGAGCUGGGUGUGAAAUGCACACGGCGCAUCUACAAGGGACCGCACAGCUGGCACGUGUGGCGUCAAGCCGGGUCAGACUUCUUGACAAUGAUCUUCAAAUAA
Molecule: messenger RNA, 1610 nt
Organism: Leptomonas pyrrhocoris
Lineage: Eukaryota; Euglenozoa; Kinetoplastea; Trypanosomatida; Trypanosomatidae
Product: endo-14-beta-xylanase z precursor-like protein
Exons: 1
Coding region: 384-1610 (408 amino acids)
Biological process (GO): mycolate cell wall layer assembly
Molecular function (GO): acyltransferase activity, transferring groups other than amino-acyl groups
Source: RefSeq, a predicted model, not a curated record